AUGAGAGCAUAUAAACAAAGACCUGCUCUUCAUCUUCAUAUUCAUCUCCCACAGAUCCUAACUCUUCGCAUUAUUGCUCUUUCCUAUAGCGUAUCUAAUCAUGGUAGAUUGGUCUUACUCCCUAAAGACUUGCUGGAACUAAUCAACGGUCGUUUUGAGACAUGUUUUGAGGCUGUUCACCUCCGCUCUGUCUGCAGCUUGUGGGUUCGGCCGUACCUCGGCCGAGUUAUAAACACGGAUUUGGCGUUGACUACCUUCUCCCCAUUUUCAGUGGCAACCCUUGGUUUAAAGGCGAUAAGCAUUGCAUACUUAAAAAAAAUCCAAAAUUUCUCUUCAGAUACCAGACUCCCUUUGAUGCUGAUUGUGCUCAACACUCUUAGCUCCCAAAUCAUCCCUUUGGGUCAUAACUACAUGAUAAACUUCAAUGCUAUAACAACGAUGCGCUAUAGAACAAUGCGUCGGAAUUUUUUAGAAAAAGUUGCGUUUCUUCCACUUGAUAGUGAAGAUGAUGUACAAACGAACAGAGCCCAUAUCAAGACAAUGGUUUCAUUCAAAGGCAGGUUUUAUGUUGUUGAUAAGAGUGGAAGGGGGCGUGUCUUUGUUAUCGAACCGUCAUUAGAAGUUAGCGAGAUCCACUCAGUCACGCAGGCCCACGAAUGUUAUUGGGAGGCACUGGUUGUGUCAGGAGAUGAUGAAGUCUUGCUGGUGCAGCGAUUUUCACCAGGGGAAGAUCAUGAUGAACAUGUGCGUACGUGGUUCAGAAUUUUUAGGCUCGAAGAGGAAAACCAGAGGAGAUGGGUUCGGGUUAGUGACUUAGUGGAACGAGUAGUGUUUCUUGGGGUUAACUGGAAUUUUUGUUAUUUGGCAAAGGAGGUUCCUGGUGUGAAGGGGAACUGCGUUAUGUUCAUCCAACCAAAUACCAUCCUUGAUAGAAUCCUUGUGUUUGACUUAGGUACCAGAAAUACCACUCAGGCUUCUACCGUAUGCAGAGGCAUGGGCAUGGGCAUGCUCGGUGAAAAUAAAGAAUCAAACAGCUUCUGUAAUGCGUCAUCUUAG
Brassica oleracea var. oleracea is the source of this 1056-nucleotide messenger RNA. Its product is annotated as putative F-box protein At2g16290. The coding region runs from base 1 to 1056 and encodes 351 amino acids. The transcript is spliced from 4 exons. Lineage: Eukaryota; Viridiplantae; Streptophyta; Magnoliopsida; Brassicales; Brassicaceae. The record is from RefSeq and is a predicted model, not a curated record.